UUUAGAGAGAGGAGAGAGAAAGGGGGAAAGAUGAGAGGUGUGGGAGGUCCGCUGCUGUGCAUUGGCGAUCUGCUGAGCGAUGUGGGAGAAAGAGACGGUGGAGACCAACCCAACGUCGAAACCUCAUUUUCACCAUCUUCUUCUUCGGCACCCAUCAAUUCGAAUCUCAAUCUUCAACCCUCUGAUCUCACCAAACUCUUCCAGGAAAACUAUGACCAGUUGAAUGAAGCGCUUGCUGGUACGGACCACUCAUGGACAGCUCUAAUGCUGAAGCUUUGUAAAGCUCUCGAAACUGCAAAGAAGUUGGUCCAGUCUACCAACUCUCAUGUUGGCAUGCUGUCGGAGAAGGUUGGGGAGCUGGAGAGAAUUAUCAAGAGGGCAGAUUCUGCCGUUGCGGCAGCCAAAGGCAUCCACAACUCUCUAAACCGAGAAGGACCUCUUAUCACUCAAAAUAUUCAACAGUCCAGGCCUGAUCAAUGACAAGGUUUGGAAAAACGAAUAUUGACAUAUUUUAUUCUAAACAGGUGGUGCAAAAUAUUGACCGGUGAGUGUCUUGUUGAAUAAAAGCUCGAAAAUGAUUUGGAGAAAGAGAAAUAAGGAGCAUUAAAGGUUCAUUAUCUUGCCCCCCUUGGUCUUAGAAUAACUUCAUUUUCCUUGUUGGAGUUUGCAGUAGUUUAGACAUAGGAAAUGUGCUAGUACUGGAUUCAGGAUGGAGUUUUCCACUAUAGCAUUUGUGUGAGUUCAGAAUGUAUGCAUAUCUUGAAACUGAGUUUGGUGUUAAUAUAUUCUUGAUUUGUGCAAAUGAAA
Messenger RNA from Cornus florida, 807 nucleotides. RefSeq lists its product as uncharacterized. The record is from RefSeq and is a predicted model, not a curated record. NCBI's taxonomy places the organism in Eukaryota, Viridiplantae, Streptophyta, Magnoliopsida, Cornales, Cornaceae. The transcript has 3 exons. The coding region runs from base 31 to 480 and encodes 149 amino acids.